Messenger RNA from Bradysia coprophila, 953 nucleotides. RefSeq lists its product as uncharacterized. NCBI's taxonomy places the organism in Eukaryota, Metazoa, Arthropoda, Insecta, Diptera, Sciaridae. The record is from RefSeq and is a predicted model, not a curated record.
UUCUCGUUGUAACUGAUAGUAAGCCUUUGAUGUUCCUAUCAAUUCGUUAUUAGAAAUCGGUAUUUGCAAAAUGUUCAACUCACAGUUUUUAUAUCUUGCUGUUGCUUUACUAGUUUCGUCGGUCACCGCCUUUGUUCCAUUCGAAAAUGGCAUGGAAUACGAAUUCAGAUUCAAAUCCAAAUUGAAUCUGGAGCCUAGUUUUUUAACGGGCCAAUCAGGAAAUGCAACAUUAAUUGUACGAAAGUUCGGAACCGAUGGAUCAUCGCUCGUUGUACGGAUCAAGGAUUCAGAAGUUAUCGGCAAAAAUGUUGACUCAGAAACGAAGGGUCACGUUGAAGGCAUUUUUGGUGUUAAACGGGACGUCAGUGGUGCAAUAACGCACAUAAUUUCAAAAUCCAAUUCUGCCAAGGAAGUAUUGACAAAGAAAAAUAUUGUGAGCAUGUUGUCGGAUGACUUUAGUUUCUUUGAUAACUAUGUGAGAAGUACUGCAUCGAGAAAAAAGAGAGAGCGAGUCGAUUUAUCAAUCGGUUGGUGCAAUUGUGAUAUAUCAGCUGAAACUGACGACGAUAGUGGACUCACAAAUGUUUUGGCUCAAACAGAAAUAAGAAAUUGUGACGUCAAUCCGUUGAUCAUCAAGGCCGGUCAGUAUUUGCUGCAAGGAACGACAAAAACAAUUGCUCGAAUUGAAGAGGACAGUAAUAUUGGAAUGAGCAUCAUGUUCGACACAAAAACAAAACAGAUGCUAGAAGUGAAUAAAUUUACAUUCCUGAAUUUAGUAAUUAUGGGUAUUGAAGUUCAAGCUAGACACAAUAUGAUUUUGGAGUAUGUAGGCGAACAUCCAGUUACAAGCGAGACAGACUUUGGAAAGCCAUAUUCGGCAUUUUCAAAGGAAGAUAUUGAUGACUUCAUUAGAGAGCAGAAAGAAGAAGAUUAACUACUUUACGUACUUUAAU